GGGUACGGCCAUUUCGAAUUUUGCCAGCACAGAUUGUAUCGAUAACGUGCCUCUCCUCAAUUAGCUAUCGCUGGUUCCUCCGACCCCUCUUCCUCCAUUGAAGGACCAUCUCCGGCAACCGACAACGGUCACAACAAAAGCCGGCGAAUCUGGCAAGAUAUCGAGCGCGCCGCCCCCUUCCCGACCCUGAACCACUGCCAUCUGUUCGGUCCUCGGUUCGUUUGAAGCCACGUUAGCUCGGCCGUCUAACGCAGCUUGACCUCCCGAACCGCUUGCGACCGACCGACCAGGCCGACCCUCGCCUCCGCCAGCGCCACAACUGAGCCCAGCAACCACACCCUGAGAGAGAGUCGACGGGUUCCUAAACCCCAAAGAACACAAAGAUGUCGGAAGCCUACGAGCGCGAGCGUCAGAACAACGCUCGCCUGGACGAGCUCUCAGCCAAAGUGUCGGCGCUGCGGGGCGUGACCAUCGACAUCUACGACUCGGCUCGCUCCCACGAGGUGAUCGACUCGACCAGCGAGACGUUUUCUUCGAUGGGGAGCCAGCUCAGAGGCUCCGCCAGCCGAUUAGGCCGCAUGGCGGCGGCGGGGAACAAGGUUGCCAUCUUCAAGCUGUCUACCAUCAUCAUUGGAAGCGUGCUGGUCCUGUACUAUAUCUGGAGGCUGCUCUUCUAGGUCGGGCGUACGCGAGAUAUCUGAAACGAAAAGCGGGAUUGGGCGCCCGACCGAAAAGUCUUAGAGAGAGCGCCUGGUGCUUUCCUCCUUCGUCGGAAGGUGUUUUUCUUCAAGAUGUGGUUUGAGAGGGCAUGGAUUAGUAUUGCUGAAGCGCAGCGCGGUGUACGGGCAUGAUUUUGGGAAUGUACCAAUUUGUGCUGGCUUGUUUUGGCUAACUCGGGAUUUGCACAUUGUCAUGACUGGGCGUUGGGGUGUCGAUUUCUGGUACUGCUUGAUGGAAGGGGAGAGUAAUACACAUUAUAUACCCACAUGUUCAGGGCUUAGCUGUAUGUUCAAUUGAUAGAAUUUUGUUUU
Thermothelomyces thermophilus ATCC 42464 is the source of this 1031-nucleotide messenger RNA. RefSeq lists its product as uncharacterized. The transcript has 2 exons. Lineage: Eukaryota; Fungi; Ascomycota; Sordariomycetes; Sordariales; Chaetomiaceae. Bases 384 to 677 code for a protein of 97 amino acids. The record is from RefSeq and is a predicted model, not a curated record. Gene Ontology annotation, biological process: intra-Golgi vesicle-mediated transport.